AUCACGUUGCGUUGUCAUAGUGACUGUCUGUUUACAGUCUCCGACCUGAUCGCGAUGAAGCUUAAGCGAUUUCUCCUCAGAUAUUACCCCCCAGGAAUAAUCCUCGAAUAUGAGAAAGCCGGGAAAUUUAAUACGAAGUCUAUUGAUCUGCUGGAUCUAUCUCCGGGGUGUGACACAGAGAAGUUAAUUGAUUUGAUCAAGGAGACAGAACCUCUGAUCACUGACUCAUGCAUACCUCAGUUGAAACACCUUUUAAGCCGGCUUCAGGAGAAGCUGAACCAGCCAGAUAACCACAGGUUUUCCCUGUUUAAGAAGCUACAGGCACAUAUACUUCCUCUCACUAAUGUUGCCUUCAAUAAGUCUGGAACAAGGUUCAUCACUGCCAGCUAUGACAGGACCUGUAAGAUAUGGGACACCGCAUCAGGAGAAGAGAUCCAUACACUAGUUGGACACAGGAAUGUGGUCUAUGCCAUUUCCUUCAAUAACCCAUAUGGAGACAAAAUUGCUACCGGAUCCUUUGAUAAGACAUGCAAGCUGUGGAGUACCGAAACAGGCAAAUGUUACUACACUUUUCAUGGACACACUGCUGAAAUUGUAUGUCUGGCAUUCAACCCUCAAAGCACCAUGAUUGCAACAGGAAGCAUGGACAACACAGCCCGAUUGUGGGACAUCGGCACAGGGGAAGAAAUGGCCACGCUAGUGGGUCACUCAGCUGAAAUUAUCUCCCUAUCAUUCAACACGGUUGGAAACCAGCUGGUCACAGGCUCCUUUGACCACACGGUGUCACUUUGGGAUAUUCCAUCAGGAAGGCUUGUAUACACAUUAACUGGACACAGAGGAGAGAUUAGCAGUGUACAGUUUAACUGGAGUGGUUCUCUUAUCGCCACUGGAUCCAUGGAUAAGACCUGCAAGGUGUGGAACACAUUGAAUGGGAAGUGUGUGACUACACUAACAGGUCACAAGGAUGAAGUGCUGGAUGUCUGCUUCAACUACACUGGCCAGCUUAUUGCCACAGCAUCUGCUGAUGGAACAGCAAGAGUGCACAGUGCGGCUAGCGGAGAAUGCACUGCAAAGCUGGAAGGCCACGAGGGAGAAAUAUCCAAGAUCUGCUUCAACCCACAGGGCACUCAAGUGCUAACAGCCAGCUCAGAUAAGAGUGCGAGGCUGUGGAAUGUGGAUUCUGGCUCCUGUUUGCAGGUUUUGCAGGGUCACACAGACGAGAUCUUUUCCUCAACCUUCAACUAUGAAGGUGAUAUCAUCAUCACAGGCAGUAAGGACAACACCUGUCAGAUCUGGCGCUGACAGAACUAUACAGUGUAGAUAAGCUGUUGGGGAAUGAUUUUUGUGCUCUUUAAGAGAUGUGCAGUGAAAUAUAUAGUGUUAUUUUUGUAAUUGUAACCCCACUGCUUGAACACCUUGUACAGUACACACCUAAGUUUAACAUAUAAAGAUUGCAUUAAUGUUUUGGAUCUUUGAGCUAUGGGUAUUUGUACUUGACAUACGUUGUUUGACUCCUGCUAUGUCUGAGAGUUUCUAGCAUGAUUGAUUGUGUCACAUGUGCUUGCCCUAAAACAGAUGUUUAUGCAUUUCCCACCCUUUUUCUUUUCAGGAUGCAUUACAACUGGAAAAUACACAUUUUGACAAAUUUAUUAACACUCACUUAUAGUUAGAACGGUCUAUUUUGAAUGCUAAUACAACAUUACAGUAACAGUAACACAGGUCAAACAAAACAUUCACAUAGAAAUUUGUUUACACUGAAAUCUAUAUUCUACUUCAUAAAUCAAUAGUAUUAAGAGCAUUGUAUUCUAGUGCAGUCAUUUCAAAUCUACAGUAUAUACAAUUAUGUAAAAUAAUUUGACAUGAUCACAAAUUACUUUAAAAAUUGCAAUAAAAUUAAUGGUGCAUGACCUGA
Paramormyrops kingsleyae is the source of this 1912-nucleotide messenger RNA. RefSeq names its product dynein assembly factor with WDR repeat domains 1 (gene daw1). NCBI's taxonomy places the organism in Eukaryota, Metazoa, Chordata, Actinopteri, Osteoglossiformes, Mormyridae. Gene Ontology annotation, molecular function: protein binding. The record is from RefSeq and is a predicted model, not a curated record.